This is a messenger RNA of Anas platyrhynchos (mallard), 5381 nucleotides long. Lineage: Eukaryota; Metazoa; Chordata; Aves; Anseriformes; Anatidae. The record is from RefSeq and is a predicted model, not a curated record.
AAGGCGAGGAUGCAAAGGGCAGGGGACGUGGUGGGUAAUGAUUGAGAGGAGCUCAUUUAAUGAUUGAGGCCGUUCCCGUGGCCGUUAGCUGCCCGUGCCAGAGCCGGGCUGUCUCUGCGGGCUGCUUGAGGGCAGCCCCAUGGGGAGCGCAUCCGGAGCUGUCGCUGAUUAACUCGCAGCCUUGCCCUUGCAAAGCCAUCGGCCUGGCACAGCACAAGCUCCUCACCCUGUCCCGGAGGCAGGGAGAACCGAACGGGCUUCCCCAUAUCACUGCUUUGCCAUUUGGUGCUGAUUCAACAUGGAAUCAGCUGACUUUUUGCUCUGCAAAACCUUUUGGGCCCUUUUUUUGGGGGCCUUUGUUCUUGCAACGUGAGCCCGGCCACCUGGCCACGUGCACGGCGGAGACUUGAGCAAAUAGCAGAGGGAGGCAAAGUAGUUUUUAACCCAAUCCAAACAGACUAAUGUUGUCCAAAUAUUUAUUUUCUUCAACGAUAUUUUUAGAUAAGCAGCUUUUAAAAAUAAAAGCUGUUUGACACGCUUCCUCCUACGCGCUUUCCGCGUCUUAAGUCUUUAGGAGAAGGCAGGCGUUCGCGUAGCGUUCAGACCAAAAUAACAGCCCUCUGCUAGGAGACUCUGCAAACAGGACAUUGUGUCCCGUGAUUGAUGGACCUGAAGAUUUGGAACCAGCUUGGAAAAUUGGAGUGCUGCUGGUGUCCUUACGCGACAAGCGGAGAGCAAACAGCGCCUGACGUCACGGCGCGCCGCCGAAACGCAGGUCUGGCUCCUCCAGCAAAGCAAAACUUGCAGGUGUUUGCAGGAAAAAAUGCCCAAAUUUCCAGGUGUCACAAAGAUCAAGCAAAUCCCCAGGAGCAGAAGGUCCCUGGGGCUCCUUUUAAACCGGUAGCAAUGCCCUGGGGAGAGGUGGAGAUGCAAAGAGCAGGUAGCGCGCCAUGGGAACCCUUCUCGUGGGUGAGUACAGGGGUGGGUGAGCCCAUGGUAGCUCAGACCACGUCCUGUGUUUUGUCCCACUGAAACAAUGCUCAGAUUAACGUUUGGACAGGAGCAAAGAGCCGGCCCCUGUCUCCGUAGCUGACCAAGCAACCUAAAAAAUGCUCUGCGCAAAGCGCGGUCUUGGCGUUUUGCUGCUUUGGCAGCAUUUUGGCACCUAUUGCUGCAGCUUUUCUUGGUUGGGGCAGCACCAUCAGGCACCUUCUGCACCAAAAACCAUCUCGGAGGCCUCCUGGGAUGUUCCCGGGGUGGGCAGAGAGCCGGCUCCUCUGAUGGUGCUCCUUGUUCCGAUGUUAUCUCGUAAUCACGACGCGCGGAGAGAAUGCGCCGCGUUGUUGGAAAGGAGAGCGCUGCCAUGCCCCGGUGCACAAAGCUGCCUGCUGGAAGCUCACGGCUCCGGUUGCUGCGGCUCAUUUGGUGCAGCCGUUGUUAACGAGGGAAACGUGUUGACUUGUACCAGCUAAUUACCUGGGAAGGGCUGGAAAAUUCAGCGGCGGCAGCGCGCCCCGGCCGGGGCCCAGGACCCGCCUGCUCUGGGCAGGAGUUAACUUGUAAGCGACCCCCUUAGCAAAUUGUUACUGAAUUAAUGAAACCUGACCAAGGAGCCUAAAAAUAACCUUCCUGCGGACUUUGCUGCUGGUGAAAUGAGUGGGGACAAGGUGUGCUGCUGUUAUUUAUAGGUCGCAUCAGGGAUCUUUAAACUCUGGUGUCUUCCCCCGGCUGUCAUUGGUGGCGAUGAGGACAGCCACGGGCAAGGACGGGCUGGAUUUGCUCCGCUGCCGAUGGGUCCGAAGCAGAAAUAAGAGUGAGAUGGGGGUAAAGAGGAGGAGGAGGAAGAGGGCAGAUGUUGACAAGCCUUGUGCUUGCGUUAAUUUGAGGUCUGGCGCAGGCAGCCCCAUCUCCUUCCCGGGUCCUGGGGUGCUCGGACCUAAAAGCCAGGCUGGUUUUUGACAUCAUCCUCAGCCACGUUUGCAGGGAAAUCGCCAGUGGGCUCGAUGCUGCGGUGAUGGGCUGGAGAAGGACAACAAGGCGAAGGGAAUCUGGCAAAAAAACUCCCCGGGGAGGGGACGAGGUGGAGGCUGGAGGGCGGCAGGAACACGCUGAGCCCGGCGAGCGCAUGGGAGCAGCGAGGGUCAGGGCCGGGCUGGGGGCAGCAGCAGCCGUCGGGCUGAUCCCCGGCCCCGCCGCACCGCCUGCGGUUCAACCCCGAGCUCUCUGCAGCCAGCGUUAGCAAAUAUUUGUGGUUUUCCACCCAUCUUAUCUGCGUGGGGUAAAGCACAGGGCAAGCUGACAGCGGCUGGGGCUCAGCGGAGGCAAAGCCCCCCCCUCGCAGCCCAGGCGAGAAGCCGCGGUGGUGGGAGACGUGCGCAGGAGCUGCUGCUCUUUGGAUGGGGUAAAUGAGGACAGGUUCCCACCCCGGGGUUACCGCUGCCUGCCCUGCCUGCUAGCCACUGAUUUCUCCUAGGAUAAAGCAGCACCAAGGGUCCUAUUGCCUGGGUGGCGAGAAAACGCUGAAGUUAUCCCUUUUGCCCUCAAAAAUUGCCUUCUGCCAGCUGCCUGGCACUCGGGAAGGGACAUCCAUCCCUCCAGGGACCUGGGUGUCGCAGCCGCCCCUAACCCGUGGGUGAUUCACCUCUCCUGGUGUCUCUGCCCUGUUUUCCCCUGGCUUUUAUCAGCUCUCCGAUAUUUACAGCGUGUGCAGGCGGGGACAGGGGACAGGCUUCCCCUCGGCUGCCCCAUGCCUGCACGGUCUAAAGGUGUUGCUGCAAAGCAGGGCGAUAAAUAAUGUGAAUAACGUGGUGCUGCAGCAGCCUCGUGGCGCUGCGUUUGUCCUCUCCCCGCUGUGUUACUGCCGGGGAAUUUUUUUGUGCUUGUCUCAGUGCCCAUCAGCUGGGAUCAGGGAGUCUCCUUGGAAGGCUCCCAGCUGCACUCUGCAUCCUGGGGCCGUUUGUCUGUCUGCAGGACCUCAGAUCGGUGAUCCCCGUCUCCGAUGUCACAGCGAGGUCUGGUUUGCCUGGGGUCUGCGCCCCACGGGGCUGCUCCUCCACUUUCCCCUUUCCCAAGGAGAAGGCUUGCGGUUGCAGUCACGAGCAGGUGAUGCUCAGCUUUCUCACCACGAGGCCCAAUUCGUGAUCUCAGCGCUGAAAAUCCCCUAAAGGGAGGAGAAUUAAAAGUCAUCCUCUGGGAGCCGGGGAGAGAGGAGGAGAAGCUGGAAGGAGAAAGGGGAAUUUCCCGGCUCCGUGAGACCAUGGACGAGGGCCGUGGGUGCGCCAGGAGGGAGCUGGUGCCUGCAGCCCUCCCCCGCUUCCCCGAACAGACGGCGGGACUCGAAACCGAGCAGCGUCCCCAGGGCCCCAAAGUCAUCCUGACGGACGAGGAGGUCCAGAGGAAGCGCGAGAUGAUCCUGAAGCGCAAGGAGGAGGAGGCGCUGAAGGAGAGCCUGAAGCCCAAGCUCUCGGAGGAGCAGCAGAAAGUCAUCGACAUCCUCCUGGAGGCCCACCACAAGACCUACGACCCCACGUACUCUGACUUCACCAAAUUUCGGCCCCCGGUGAGAAGCAGGUCCAGCAGCAGGGUGGCGGCGCGGUCGUCCUCCAUGCUCACCCAGGACUUCUCCUCCGAGGACUCCACCGACGCCUUUGGCUCCGACGCCUUCAGCACGUUCCCCGAGUCCGUGGAGCCCCCGAUGUUCUCCAACCUGGUCCUGUCGGAGGAGAACGACGAGAGCUCCUCCAUGAACAUCGAGUUCUCCCACCUCUCCAUGCUGCCCCACUUGGCCGACCUGGUCAGCUACAGCAUCCAGAAGGUGAUCGGCUUUGCCAAAAUGAUCCCGGGAUUCAGGGACCUGACGGCGGAGGACCAGAUCGCCCUGCUGAAAUCCAGCGCCAUCGAGGUGAUCAUGCUGCGCUCCAACCAGUCCUUCACCCUGGAGGACAUGUCCUGGACCUGCGGCAGCGCUGACUUCAAGUACAAAGUCAGCGAUGUCACCCAAGCCGGCCACAGCAUGGACCUGCUGGAGCCACUGGUGAAAUUCCAGGUGGGCCUGAAGAAGCUGAACCUUCACGAGGAGGAGCACGUGCUGCUCAUGGCCAUCUGCAUCCUGUCCCCAGACCGCCCCGGCGUGCAGGACACCUCUCUGGUGGAGGCCAUCCAGGAUCGCCUGUCGGACACCCUGCAGACCUACAUCCGCUGCCGGCACCCCCCUCCCGGCAGCCGCCUGCUCUACGCCAAAAUGAUCCAAAAAUUGGCCGACCUGCGCAGCCUCAACGAGGAGCACUCCAAGCAGUACCGCUGCCUCUCCUUCCAGCCCGAGCACAGCAUGCAGCUCACCCCGCUGGUGCUCGAGGUUUUCGGCAACGAGAUCUCCUGACUCCCCACCCCACCGCCACCACCCUGAAGCCCGGGGGGAGUCCCCAAAAUAAAGGGAGAAGUCAGCCCGGCCUCCCCCCGGGGGGGUCGGUUUCACACUACUGCAGCUCCUGCUUUAGGCUCGGCCACGGCUGCAGAGCGGGCACGGACCGAAACCUGCACGUUUUGUCCCCAAACCUUCCGCCGGCGGUUUUCCAGCUGACUUUCUCCCUUUAUCUGGAUGGUUUUGAGGCCAGGCUGCCUCGAAUCGGUUCUUUCUGGCCUGAGAACUUGGGAUUUUGGGCAGAAAGCGGGGGUUUUGCACAUCCAUGGCGCCGGCUCCUGCUCCCCUCCGGGACCCCGGGGACCCCCACGCUCGCCCCCCCUUCCCGAAGGACGAUGCCGACGGGGCGGCACACCCCAAAUCCCCGCGGGGAAACGCCGUGGUCAUGCUAAAAGCACUCCUCCGAGGCAAAACGGGGAGAAAAAAGGAGAAAAAAGCGCAUCUGGGAGCAGCCGAGCUGCGUUCCUAACACUACUGCCUGCUGGGGGGAGCGGAGCUGGUGGGGGGGUCUCCUGCAGCCCCCCCCCCCCCCGAGCCCUCAUUGUGGGGCUGGGGUCUGCGACCACCCGUGGGCUAACGAGGCAUCGCCUUAACGAUGGAGGUGGGGGCUUGGGGGGGGCACACUGAGGUUUCCUGUGCACCCAUACCGGGACUUCUGAGGCUGCCGGGGGUGCCCUGUCCCCUGCUGUCCCCCCCCCUCCAGAGGUGGCCUUAGGGGAGGGCAGCUCGGGGACCCCGGAGGCCCCAACCCCCCCCCCCCCCACGGCCGCCCCCCUCCACGGGACACCGGGUCCUGGCCCCGGGGACAGCGGUGACACCGGGGUGGCCGUGCACUUUAUGGGGGGGGGGGGACACGGACAUGACACCAGGUCGGUCGCUGCAGCCACCGCUGCCACCACCACGUGCUGCUCUGUGCAAAUAAAUAUCGCUUGGGAACGGCGCCCGGGCUGGUUUUUGGGGA